AGUGAGGCGGUGGAAGGCGAGAAUGAAAUAUUGGAGCAGAUGGACGAAUCAGCACAGCUGCGAAAGGAGCUGGAUGAUAAGGAGUCGUUCAUGAAGGAUAUCAGAAAGGCUGGAGAAGAUAUUCAAUCGAAGUGUCAUUCACUUGCCGAGCAUCCAAUGAAGUACUGGCUUGAAGUUGUGCAAACGCGAUGGGACGAAGUAUCGAAUGCAGUAGAUGGCAAAAGAUGGGGAAGGUUGGAAUUUUGUUCAGCUGUGGGAAACCCCAUUAUCAGUCAGAGGGGGAAAAGGCCAUACGCUAUUUUCAUCAGUUUAAAGGCCAGUUUGAAGGUAAAAGUUGUUAAACGGCUCUGUUGA
This is a messenger RNA of Gongylonema pulchrum, 354 nucleotides long. The record is from the annotation of a GenBank genome assembly. NCBI's taxonomy places the organism in Eukaryota, Metazoa, Nematoda, Chromadorea, Rhabditida, Gongylonematidae.